AGUUCAAGUGGGUAGAAGUGACUGUAUUAAGCCAGUGAGGAGAUGAAUCAGUUAUGAGUUUGGACAACACGUCCUGUGACUUGCCACCGCUGAUAUUGGCCGCUUAUUGAUUUUUCAGGUGGAAGGAUCAUUCGAGAGUGAAGAAUGCAGUGUCAUAACAUUUGAUGGAUUUUCCCCUACAACUUAUUGGAAAUUCUCUGAUCAGAAGGAACAAAGAAAGUACACACUACAUCAAGAGGUAAUCCGCUUGAAAGUGCCAUCCUUCUAGGUCAAAAAGGCCAUAGAAGUCUGUGAUCACUGCGUGCUCUCUCUUCUGUUACCGGUAGAUGACAGGGUCCGCCUUCCUGGCUAUGACAACCAUCUGAGCUCUCUGUAAUAGGGAGUGGAUUAUUGGCAGAGGUUGCACUCUCUUCAGAGCACAUUGUUCUCUGGUUUUGGCCCUGAAGCUCUCUGUGCAACUACAAAGCAAUUGUUUCACUGUGUCAAAAGUUUUACUGUGAAUUAAUUCCAUCUCACCACGCAGACUACAUGGAAAGUCUUUAUCCAGGAUAUUAUACUCCCUUUCUCCUGAUUCCUCAAUCAUUAGGAAAGUAUUUGGAGCAGUCCAGUGAUUAUUUCCAGAGAGCUGGCGGUUAAAUUUCCAAUUUCCUGUUGGACGUAAAAUUAACACAUCUUGCAUGGACUUCAGUUUGAAAUCUGAACCAGCAAAAGUCUGAAAUUGUUCAUCAAGUGGUGCUAUUGUUAGACAUCAUUGAUUUCUCUGUUUGAAAACUGCCACAUUUUCAUCUUCAUCGGUUUUUAAAUUCAUCAAAUUUUUGAAGUGCCAUGGGUCAAGGACGAGGCAAGGGCAAGCAUGGCGUGGGGACAGACCACAUGCCAGCCCCUCCUGAUGGGGGGUGGGGAUGGUUUGUGGUUCUGGGAUCGUUUCUUCUACACGUUAUCGCCGAUGGAAUCGUUUACUCCUUUGGGGUCUUUUACAUGGAAUUCUUGACAUACUUCAAGGGAGGUAAAGGAGAGACAGCUUGGGUUGGCUCCCUUGUUCCAGGAGUCACAUUGCUAGUUGGACCAGUAGCCAGUGCUUUGACCAACAGAUAUGGCUGCCGUGCAGUCACCAUUGCUGGAGCCAUUGUUGCCGCCAUUGGUUUCAUCCUUAGUCUUUUUGCACCCAACAUAUACUAUCUCUUCUUCAGUUUUGGUGUUUUAUCAGGUUUAGGAUUUGGACUGAUGUAUCUUCCGGCCAUUGUCAGUGUAUCCCAUUAUUUUGACAAGAAAAGGUCCUUUGCAACAGGAAUUGCAGUGUGUGGAUCAGGCAUAGGGACAUUUAUCUUUGCUCCAGUUUCAAAACUCCUUGUUGAUGAAUAUACGUGGAAGGGUGCUGUCUUGAUAGAAGCAGGAAUUAUUUUGAAUUGCAUUUUAUGUGGGGCCUUAUUCAGACCUUUGGUUGUAAAACAUGAAAGAGCAGAUACAGAAUAUGAUGCUAAAAAGUCUGAAAAGUCGGAGAAAGAAAAACUAAUGAAAUCCGCAGAAUCUAAUGGUGUUCACCAGCAAGAUCUUCCUGACAUUCAGAAAACAGGAACCAAAGACACUUUGGCCAUUCCAAAUAAACACAUACAGAGUUUAAAAGUUGAAAAUGGAACUGACAUUCUGUUCAGAAGUGAAGGGGCCAUCAACAAUAUCGCCUCUAAUUCAUUGUCACAGUCACCAUCCAAGCAGUCCUUCCAUCGCCAAACAUCCACUCGCUCACACCAAGCGCCAGUAGCUGGUCCCAUGUAUAGAAAGGACAUCUUCUACAGCGGAAGUCUCAUCAAUAUUCCCCAAUAUCGAUCUAACCCAAACCUUUACGUGGCCAGCAUAACUUCCCUCCCCGACGUUGUGCCGGACGACCAGGACUGGUGCCUGUUUCGUUUCCUUGGCCUCUCCUCUGAAAUGAGAGAUGCCAUCAGACAGAUGAUGGACUUCUCGCUCUUAAAAGACGUCAUUUUUCUUCUUUUCACCAUUUCGAACAUUUGUACAAGCAUUGGGUUCAACAUGCCAUAUAUCUACCUCCCAGAUCGGGCUCACGAGUAUGGAAUAAACAAGACAGAUGCCACAUUCCUGAUAUCUGUCAUUGGGAUAGCCAACACGAUUGGUCGGGUGGUGUUCGGUUGGAUGGCGGACAAACCGUGGGUGAACCGCCUGAUGCUCUACAACACCGCCUUGUUCAUCUGUGGUGUGGCUACUGCUCUCUCUCCUCUCAGCAACAGCUAUCCUUUCCUGGUUUGCUAUGCUGCAGUGUUUGGUGCAUUUAUAGGAGUGUAUGUGGGACUGACCUCAGUUGUCCUUGUGGACCUCCUUGGGCUUGCCAAACUGACCAAUGCCUUUGGACUGCUGUUGAUGUUCCAAGGUCUAGCCACAUUCAUUGGACCUCCAAUUGCUGGUUGGUUGUAUGAUGGCACAGGAAGCUAUGAUAUUUCUUUCUACGUUGCGGGUACCAUGGUAGCCAUUAGUGGAGCCAUGCUCUACUUUCUGCCAUUGGUUCAGAAAUGUCUUGGUAGGAGACCUCCGAAAGAUGAAAUAGAGUUAUCCAUCCCAGACCAAGAGACGCAAGACAUGGCAUGAUGAAGUGGUUUCCUGGUCAUCAUUUUUCUUAAUGGUGAAAUGAGAGCUGAAAUCAACUGCCUAAUGAAAGACAUACAGCUUCGAGAAAAGGUCUUCUAAAGGUGUGGAAUAUUGCAGGACUGAGUUUUAUAUUGGAUAAAUGUCAUCCAGAAUUUUAUGAUGAUAGUCUGACAAGCAAGAGGAUGAUUAUUUAUUAUGCUAUUUGACAAAGCAAAUUUAUUUUAGAGCUUUUUAAAUAUCUACUAUUCCUUAGACGAAAUGAAAUGGUUGACUCAGUUGAAGACCAUCAGAGGUCAUUCCAGAAAUGAUUCACUUCUCCUUUGUUUUUGACUUUGAAUUUCAUACAUAUUACAAAUGUACUUAUGUUUGCUAUUAUUAUAUCAUUGGGUAUCACCUUUACACGUAAACUAGCAUUAUUUAGAUAAUAUAUACCUAUAGAAUAAUACAUACAUUCUUUUUUGGUAUAGAGAUACUUAAAUAUUCUUUAGCUUGAAUAAUGAUUUUUUAAUCUUAAAGUUAUAUGGUAUUUAUUACAGUCAUGUAUAAUUAUCACUGAUUUGCCUCAAUAUAUGGUGAUUAAUCACAUGUAAUAAUUUUUUAUAUUACACUGCAAUGUUCGAUAAUAUGUCACAAAAAAUGCAUACAAUACAUUUGAAGCAACUUAGGCUCAUAAAAUAAAAAUACAUGUAUAUUUAAAAAAGAAAAGGCUAAAAAAAAUUGAUAAAAAAUUUUCCCUGUGUUUUUGGAAAAAAAAAAUGAUUUCAAUUCAACUGUGUAAUUUUCUUUGCCCUUGAUAAUAUAAGGGUUAGGGAUAGAAAACACAGUCAAGUAAUAGUAAAAUUGAAAAUCUUAUACCAUAAAAUAUCAUGGGAGAGCUUCUAUAUGUCAGCUAAUUCAGAAUGUGAAUGGAAAGGGUACAUUAAUAGUUGAUAUCUUUGUAAAUGUUUAUAAUCGUAAUAGCUGGUUUUCAUUUUAGUUUCACUCAAACAUUUUUAAUCCUUGCAAUUAGAAAUUGUUUACAUGUACAUGUAGCUAUGUAUUGUUAGUGGUUUUAGUACCUAAUUAUGUAUUUCACUGCUGUGUAUUUACUGUAUUUGAUCAUCAUAGUGUGCCUUGCAUUCUCAGUUUAUCAGACAAAGGGAGAUCAUACAUAAUUUUUCUAUUGAUGUUGAUAUAUUGACAUUUUUUGAAUAGGAGUUUUAUAUUACUUAAGGAUAUUAUUAGAUUUUUCUUCAUCACAACAAUCAAAUAUAUUUUAUUCAACCUUUUGCCAAUGAUGAAUAUUAUUUCUUUUUUAACUGAUUUUUUUAACCCAUUCAACUUUUCUUAACUAAAACAAAAUCCUUGAACAUUUCAGGGUUGAUCUUAUUCUGCCUAUUUUGAAUUUAAAACAGAUUCUAGAUAAGUGGGCAUUUGUGGUUAUUUUUAUCACACCAGAUCAUCUUAAACCACAAUAUUUGAUUGUGCAAUAACUGUUUAUGAAAAUGAUAAAAAAAAUAUUGUAAGCUAGUCAAUGAUUUUUAAUUUCAAGAAGUUGAGAUGUAGUAAAUGUUAUUUGUGGUUGAAUAAUUGUACAAGUCUUCAAAGCAAUAUUUAAUUUAAUAAUUUGCAAUAUUAAUUGUUUUCUUGUUGGAAUGUUGUAUGCUAUGUUCGAACAUUUUAAAUUUCUGCUGUUGUCUUUAUGCACGUCUUACAAUGUAUUAUUAUAUGUUCUGAUUUAUUCUUAAUUAUAAAGUACAUUAAUUUUAGGUAUUAGAACUGAAAGACUUAAACAUGUUUGAUCUUUUUAAAGAAUUUAAUUUAUUUGAGUCCCUCUUAUGUUGAUUUUUUUUUUAAUAAAUUUUUAGAUCUCUACACAUGUACGGGAUACAAAUAACCACACAAAACAUUGAUGUUUUUAAAUAGUAAUUAAAAAAUAUUUUUAGGUAUGUACAUGUACAAUAGGUAUGCUUGUACAAAUAGUUGGCUUUUUAAAAAAAAAAUCAAAUUGAAAUACUCUGUACCUGUACUAAAAAACAGCUGGCUAGUUUGAUACACUAUCAUGUAUGCUAUCACAAGUUGAGUUCAUCUGAAUUGAAGGAGAGUUAUUACUGAUUAUUGAUGUUAUUAUAUAACAUUUAUAUUUUAAUCUCAAUAAGUGCACUAAUUGAAUGUGAAAAUAUGACUGUUUAUUAUUGAUUAAUUAUGUUAUAAAAUUUAUAUUAUACUUCC
Messenger RNA from Magallana angulata, 4809 nucleotides. Its product is annotated as monocarboxylate transporter 12-like. Gene Ontology annotation, biological process: transmembrane transport; monocarboxylic acid transport. The transcript is spliced from 6 exons. Gene Ontology annotation, molecular function: monocarboxylic acid transmembrane transporter activity. The record is from RefSeq and is a predicted model, not a curated record. Lineage: Eukaryota; Metazoa; Mollusca; Bivalvia; Ostreida; Ostreidae. The coding region runs from base 826 to 2598 and encodes 590 amino acids.